UAAAUUUAAGGAUUUGAACUGGAGGUUUUUGGGUCUUUAAUGCUCGGUUUAUUUUGUCAAAGUAUCCACAUGGUUGCUUCCUCAAUAUAGUUACUUUGUUGAGGUUUAUGAGGAAGAAGAACAUGUAUCUAUCAUGGUGUUUGAAGAAAUGUUAAUUAAUAGGAGAGUGUUUUUGCUAUUGGGGUUUGAUUCUGAGAUAGCUAGUUGAUUUCUAGGAUAUAUUUGAGAACCAAGGAUUGAAAUAUUAUGGAGUUGCCAAUUGGUAAAGUCCUUUGGAGUUACUGACUUCUGGGAAAGGAAAGGAGGAAUUCAUUAUCUCUGUUUCUUGGCAACUCUCAGUUCCUUAAUUUUUGCACGGGAUCUUUACCUUAUAAGAGAAUGCAAAUCUCAAUGUCAAUUGUUGGACUAUCAGUUUUAUGAGAAUUGGCAAUUGAGGACAUAUUAAGAAUCACACGGCUUUUGCUGCUUCCUUUCAGACCCUUGUAAAUAGAAUGGGAAUCCUUUCACGAAGUAUUGUUAGUAAAAAACCAAAUGAGACGAUGAGGCUUAUUGUAACAACAUUUCUUGGAGUAGUUUUUGGCUUCUUGAUAGGAGUAUCUUUUCCAACAUUGUCAUUGUCUAAGCUGAAUAUCUCAUCCAGCCUUCUUCCUUCGGCUGAUCUCUCCUACGUAGAUGACAAAAAAUUAGGCUUCUCAACCAAUUCUUGGUCUUCAAGGAAGUAUAAUGAUAGCACGAAGCAGAGGCAAAAUCUGAAUGACACAUCAAAGAUUUGGGCCCCUUCCAAUCCACGUGGGGCAGAAAGACUACCGCCAGGAAUUAUUGAAGCAGAGUCAGAUUUCUAUUUACGCAGACUGUGGGGUAAGCCUAGUGAGGACUUGACCAGCACCCCAAGAUAUCUGGUAACCUUCACUGUUGGUUAUGAUCAGAGAAAGAAUAUUGAUGCAAACGUCAAAAAGUUUUCAGAGAACUUUACAAUCCUCCUAUUCCAUUAUGAUGGACGGGUGAGUGAAUGGGAUGAAUUUGAGUGGUCCAAGCGGGCCAUUCAUGUGAGUGCUCGGAAGCAGACCAAAUGGUGGUAUGCCAAGCGUUUUCUACAUCCUGACAUUGUUGCAGCAUAUGACUACAUAUUUAUCUGGGACGAAGACUUGGGAGUUGAGCAUUUCAAUGCCGAGGAAUAUUUGAGACUGGUGAAGAAGCACGGCCUGGAGAUUUCACAGCCUGGUUUGGAGCCUAACAAAGGGUUAACCUGGCAGAUGACAAAGAGAAGAGGUGAUCGUGAAGUUCACAAGAUAACUGAAGAGAAACCAGGCUGGUGCACUGACCCAUAUUUACCACCCUGUGCAGCCUUUGUUGAAAUCAUGGCUACAGUGUUUUCCCGAAAUGCAUGGCGCUGUGUGUGGCAUAUGAUUCAGAAUGACUUGGUCCAUGGAUGGGGUCUUGACUUCGCACUUAGAAAAUGUGUAGAGCCUGCCCAUGAGAAGAUAGGAGUUGUAGAUUCUCAAUGGAUAGUUCAUCAAACUGUUCCAUCGCUUGGGAAUCAGGGCGAGUCACAAAAUGGGAAGGCACCAUGGCAAGGGGUGAGGGAAAGGUGCAGGAAGGAGUGGACUAUGUUCCAAAACAGGAUGGCAAAUGCAGAAAAGGCAUAUUUCAAAGCAAAGGAGCUUGAAUCUUCAAAUUCUACUGCUAAUUAGGGGGUCAGAUAUUGCAGAAGCUGAGUGUACACAACCAUCAUUACAACAUACCUUCACUUGAAGUUUCAGAUACUUUAGUAUAAUCUGUUAUUGUAAUCAAAAACAGUUAUUUAUCAUCACUAAUGAUAAUUCUUGACCUUUGAACCAAAAUGCAUUUUGAAUCCAUGUAGUGUUAUCAGGAAGAGGAGAGUAAUUAAUUUCUCUUGUAAAAAUAAUUUUGUUUAUUUAUUAGUUCAUUUCUCCUUUUAAAUCCUUUUGCUUUCAA
Molecule: messenger RNA, 1956 nt
Organism: Jatropha curcas
Lineage: Eukaryota; Viridiplantae; Streptophyta; Magnoliopsida; Malpighiales; Euphorbiaceae
Source: RefSeq, a predicted model, not a curated record